Messenger RNA from Syngnathus acus (greater pipefish), 1423 nucleotides. Its product is annotated as zinc finger protein 454-like. Bases 104 to 1423 code for a protein of 439 amino acids. Gene Ontology annotation, biological process: regulation of transcription by RNA polymerase II. The record is from RefSeq and is a predicted model, not a curated record. Lineage: Eukaryota; Metazoa; Chordata; Actinopteri; Syngnathiformes; Syngnathidae. Gene Ontology annotation, molecular function: RNA polymerase II cis-regulatory region sequence-specific DNA binding; DNA-binding transcription factor activity. The transcript is spliced from 4 exons.
GUGGCUUGUUGGCGGAUUCGUAUUUUUAUGGGGUUGCAACGAUCCAGAAGGCAAAAAAACACUUUCAUUAAUAACAGCAGAUAGUUCGUAAUCUCUUUUUAAAAUGAGCAAAACUCAAGUGCUGAGAACGUUGGUAAUGCAGCGUCUAAACGUGGCCGUCGAAGAGAUUUUCCAACUUUUUGAAAAAACCAUAGCGGAGUAUGAGGAAAUUUGCCGAGCCAAAGAGAACAACGUGCGACUACAGGGCGAACAAUUGGCCCACUCUGAAGUGGCAGCCAGCUUCGACGUGCAGCAGUUGGUGGCCAAUCAAGAAGAGGAGCCAGCAAAUUCCUCAUGCAUUAAAGUAGAAGAACAAAACAUAUGGAGCAGUCAAAAUGUGGAGCAGCUUCCAGCGCUGAAGGAGGAACCUCAUGUAAACAUGUUGGCACCCCCUGAUGUCCAACUGAAGAGUGAAGAAGACAAAGAUGUGCAGCUGGUGUUGGUGGAGAGUCAAGAAAUGGGGGACGAGCCUGCGGAGCCCCCCCACAUUAAAGAGGAAGAGGUGUGGAAUAGUCAAGCCUGCCAGGAGGCUGGCAUCACCAUGCUCACACUAUCUGGUGUCCAUGUAAAGACCGAAGACAACAACGACGGUCAGCCACGUCAAAGUGAGGACAACCAAGGCGGCAGGUCGGGACAAUGCUUGUCAGCAGAAGCCGAAGAUCUCCACUCGCGAGCAAACUACUUGGCGCCGCUAUCUGAUCCGGAAGACAUGACGUCCCGCUCCUCGGACACCGUCAACACUAAAGUUUCGUACGCCAAAAAAGCCAAAAAACGCAAAUGCUCCGAAUGCGGUAAAACGUUUGUCUGUAAAAGCGAUUUAAAAAAACACAUGGUCACGCACACGGGUGAGAAAGCGUUUGCGUGCUCAGUGUGCAAUAAAAGAUUCCCCUUUAAGCAUCGCAUGCUCAGACACAUGAGUAUACACACGGGCGAGCAUGCCCAUUCCUGCUCAGUUUGCGGGAAAGGAUUCCGAGAUAGGUACGACAUGGAAGGUCACAUGAGCAAACACACCGGCCAGAAACUGUACUCGUGUUCGAUUUGCGCUAAAAGUUUGUCUUGUAGAGCGUCGCUUCGGAAUCACAUGAAAUUACACACCGGGAAGAAACUCCAUACCUGCCCCGUUUGCGGGAAAGGUUUGUCCGGGGGCUCGUCGUUUGGCGCACACGUGAGAAAACACACGGGGGAGAAACCUUUUGUCUGCCCCGUCUGUAACAAAUGUUUCUCCCGUAAGGACACACUCGCUUUACACAUUAAGCGUCACAAUAAGCGUCACACAGGCGAGAAACCGUUCGCCUGCUCCGUUUGCCCUCAAAGAUUCACCCGCAAGUCGGCCAUCAAGCACACGGACGGCAAGCUCUUCAUUUGCUCUCUUUGUUUGUCAUAA